Molecule: messenger RNA, 1143 nt
Organism: Knipowitschia caucasica
Lineage: Eukaryota; Metazoa; Chordata; Actinopteri; Gobiiformes; Gobiidae
Source: the annotation of a GenBank genome assembly
AUGGACUUAUCCUCACACGCUGCUGCUCCCGGCCUCGCAUGGAAUGGACAAGAGAACAAGCCGCGAAAGGUGGCUCUCAUCACGGGCAUCACUGGACAGGAUGGAUCAUAUCUGGCAGAGUUCCUCCUACAUAAAGGCUAUGAGGUUCAUGGCAUCAUUCGCCGCUCCAGCUCCUUCAACACUGGCCGCAUCGAGCACCUUUACCAGAACCCACAGACACACACAGAAGGCAACAUGAAACUGCACUAUGGUGACCUUACGGACAGCACGUGCCUGGUGAAGAUUAUCAACCAGGUGAAGCCCACAGAAGUCUACAACCUGGGAGCACAAAGCCACGUAAAGGUCUCCUUUGAGUUGGCUGAAUACACAGCUAAUGUGGAUGGUGUUGGCACGCUCCGGCUUCUCGACGCAAUCCAGACGUGUGGGCUGACCUCCAGUGUGCGCUUCUACCAGGCCUCCACCAGCGAGCUGUACGGCAAAGUGCAAGAGAUUCCCCAAAAGGAAACUACGCCCUUCUACCCUCGCUCUCCUUAUGGUGCUGCUAAGCUCUAUGCCUACUGGAUCGUGGUGAACUUUCGAGAAGCGUACAACAUGUUUGCUGUCAAUGGCAUCCUCUUUAACCAUGAGAGCCCACGGAGAGGUUCAAACUUUGUGACGCGUAAGAUCAGUCGGUCUGUGGCAAAGAUACACCUCGGCCAGCAAGAGAGCUUCCGUCUGGGCAACCUGGACUCCAAGAGGGACUGGGGCCAUGCCAAGGACUAUGUGGAGGAGUCCAUGGUGGUGGCGUUGGUGAGGGUUCCCUUUGAGAUGGGAGUCGGGAUUUCCUGUGGGACUGAGCCCGGCAUUCCUGUUUUCCUGUUUUGGUGCAUCGGGCACCUCCUCAGCGAGUGUCUCCAGUUUCGGCGUGCGGCUGGCUGGGCAGCGUCUAGCCCAGGUAUCGGGUGUCUGUCCUGGGCAGCAGACAGAGCCGUGGCUGCUUCAUCAUCAGUAAAGAUGCUCAGAGGCAGAUCUGUGAACGUUUCAGGAGUAGAGCUGAGACUGGGGGAGUGUGCGGACCCUGUGCCGGUCCAGCAGACAGGACAAAGACUGAUGGAGUGGAGGGAUGCAGUGGAUAGACUGUUGGGGGGUGGGGGGUCAUCUUGA